UCCGCCCAGUCAUUCAUUCAUAUUUGGUCUUCCGGAAGUAUCCCAGGGUCGGGCCAGUCAGUGCCUGCGCGAGAUGACUCGUGGGAUGGAUGCCUUAGAUGAGUAGACCAUCCUGGCUGAUGGCACUGGCAGAGACAUGGUGAAAAUCAGCAGUUACAUCAGAUGGAAAAGGAGCUGGCAAUGGUGCCAUUACAUGGAUUAUGCAAGAUUGCGUGGCACUGUCAGGCAAUAUUUCAGUGUUCUCUCAGGUUAUAAUGAACUGAUUACUCCAUGAGUACUGAAUAAUAUGAUUUCUUCUCUACUGCUGAAUGUACAGAAGUUGCUAUGCGCAAACAACAAACAUUGGACAGGAUAGGUGAGACCAUUCCACAUAUUAAGUGGAUUGAUCUUACUUCCACCAAAGAUAGCCAAAUGUCUCUGGGUCAGGAGGGUGAGUUAUCAGAUGAGGGACUCUCAUUGAGGACUGAAUCUAAGGACAAUGUGACCCCAGAUGUGCAUCUUGUUCCACCACAAGAUCAGGCAGAAGUUGUAAAGGAUUACAGUAUGCAGAACUCGCCAAAAAAUGAAUCAGACUCCUACCAGAUAAGUCCUCUUGAAAAUCAGACCGUUGAAUAUAAAUUAGUUACUUUUGAUGCGAACACAAGGAGUCUACCAAUAAACAUGCAGCUGAUACCCAAGAUGGAGUCUGAUAAUGCUAGGACAGAAGCUUGUGAGGUAACAACCAAAGCUACAAACACUGCUAACAUCUCAACCAAUGAUUUACUAGAGAUUAAGGUUCAACGACAAUCUAUUUUAAAUAUAAGUUUCCAUAAUGACAAACUACCGUCACCUGAUGGAGGCAACCAAAUAAGCAAGGAGUGUAUUGAGAAUAAAACGCAGGUUGUUGAUAUGGCUCAUGUAAGAAAGAGUACACCUGCAAUGGAUACAAAUGCAAACAAAGAAAGAUUAGAAUAUAGUAAAGACUGCAGUGAAGAUAAUAAAACACAAAUUUUAUGUAAUGUAAGAGAGGAGAGACUUGAUAUUGGAAGGAACAUGGCAGUGACAAGUUCUUUGGUACAAUGUGAAGAAGACAUGGUAUUAGAUUUAAGCCUACCAAAAAAGAAAGACCGAAAUAAGGAGAGGAAGUGUGAAUGGGUUGUAGACCCUGAAUAUGAAGGUUCACUUCAUAUGGAAGUUGAUGAAAUUGAGGAUGAGCCUCAACAUGUAGAAGUGGAGCAAGAGGAUGAUAAUGAAAUUAGCUGGAUUGCAUCAGUAACUGGCGCUCAUACAUACCUGCCACAGCAUUGGGAUGGACAUAUGUCCUCCUCUUCGCUUGAAGCCAUGCCAACUGCAUCGUACCCCAACAUUAUAACCCCAGAUCCAAUGGAUACACUACUUAUAGAUGACCAGGGCGUUCCUUACAUGCUCACCGCAGAUGGACAGAAAGUCCCACAAAUUGAUAAUAUACAACACACUGAGGGACUAACUGAACAAACAGCUCUAAGUGCAAGGCAAGCUGAAGAUAAGCCCUCUUCCAUUGCUGAUACACAGGAUAUUGCAGAAUCCAGACUACAGACACUACCCAAUUCACUAUGUCCAAAUAUGUCUAUAGGUCAUGUCUCAGUGGAAACCUCACAGGUUGCCUCAAACCUGGACCCAAGUUCUGUAGUUCAUGCUCAACCCCCCAUCAUACCUGCCAUGUCUGACUUGGCAUCAGUUCCCAUUCAGAUUGUGGCUAAUACUACAGGGUCAAACACCCCCAUUCUUCUUCUUCCUCCAUCUCAGCUUCAGUCUCUUUCCUCACCAGCCUCUAAAAGUAAUGCAGGGCUAAUUACCCUUUCCUUACCGGUUCCUCUUAGUCCAAACACUCAGUCCUCCCCCAUGUUCCUAGUUUUGUCAUCUCCUCAGGUGUCCUCAACUCAGAGUUCGUCCUCGCCUGGGCAAUUAUCUCAGUUUUCUUCCUCUUCAAAUGUUGCACUUCCCUUGGCUACAUGUCCACUUGAUUUGGGAUCUUCAUUAAGUUCAUGUCCGUCACUUCUCAGCCUCAGCACGAUUUCCUCUGACACAGCAAAGGACAUCUCAGGACUGAAUAACCCUUCUAAACUUUCUGCUAGCCCUACCUCAUCAACUGCUUUCUCUAGCACUUCCACAGUGACCUCUACUAGUCCAACCAAGCAAUUCAGCACUGAUGCCUACUCUGACACACCAGUGCCCACUUCCUUUCGGGAGGCCCUUCUCAGAUUAGCUGUGUCUGUGGAGAAGAAGCAAGAAAACCAGCCUGCUGAGACGCAUUCGGUCACUACUCCUUCCUCAUGUUCUGAAGCCACCAAGCCAGAUUCUUCUGCCACAGUCCAUGAAAGUAAAAAUAAUGAGACAGAGAUAAACUGUGAUGGUGAGACAGAGUCUACCUUGGUAGACCAAAUAGACUCAUUAGAUACCACCUCUUCCACCUCACCCAUUCAUCCUGAAUCACCCGUAAUUUCAAUCAGUGACCCAAAGAACCAAGCGUUAGGCCCUCGUCGCAUUCUUUACUGUCAGUAUUGUUCACGGGUCUUCUACUAUCUUUCAGACCUUGAGCGCCAUUCCAUCACACACUCCCAAAGCAAACCCCAUGUAUGUCACCUUUGUGGCAAGGCAUUCAAAAGAUCAAGCCAUCUUGAGCGACACAAACACAUCCAUACAGGUCAGAGAAACUUUGUGUGCCAGCUUUGCCCAAGGCGUUUUCGUGAAUCAGGGGAACUAAUGAGGCACCAGAGAGUACACACCGGAGAGAAACCCUUUCAGUGCUUAAUAUGCCACAUGCGUUUUGCAGAGCGCAACACGCUGCGACGUCACAUGAAGCGCAAACACCAGGGCCAGCAGCUUGAGGUGAUUGACAUAAAGGCAAAGCCAGAAAGUGGAGGGAUUUCCCUUGCUGGCAUACAAGAAGAGCCAGAAGAGAACGCCGAGUGGUACAGUUCAACAGUUCCUGAAAUGGAGUCUGACAGUGACACAGGGGGAGAAUGAACUACAUAAGGGCAUGAACAAAUAGAUUUUCUUUCUUUUUUAAGUUUUAAAAUAAGCAAAGUUGUAAAUACAUUUUAAUUUAUUUUGUAUUGAUAUAAUAAUUCCUUAUUUCUCAUUAGUUUCAUAUUAUUGCCUAUAUUUCAUUCUGUUAAUUCUUAAGACCUUUACUGGU
Carassius carassius (crucian carp) is the source of this 3157-nucleotide messenger RNA. RefSeq names its product transcriptional regulator Kaiso. Gene Ontology annotation, biological process: regulation of transcription by RNA polymerase II. NCBI's taxonomy places the organism in Eukaryota, Metazoa, Chordata, Actinopteri, Cypriniformes, Cyprinidae. Gene Ontology annotation, molecular function: RNA polymerase II cis-regulatory region sequence-specific DNA binding; DNA-binding transcription factor activity, RNA polymerase II-specific. The coding region runs from base 325 to 2985 and encodes 886 amino acids. The record is from RefSeq and is a predicted model, not a curated record. The transcript is spliced from 2 exons.